AUGCUCGUGUUACUGAAAAACGCCAUUUUUGGCAGUAACCAGGAUGAUAGAAGGUCGCUUCUGCCUACCGCCAGAUCCUAUGAUAGCGUAAACACUAUUGGAUGCGAUAAUUGCCAAGACGAUGAUACCUGUUCCAGAUCCUCAUCUGCUACUGCCAGCAGUUUUAUGGAGAGCGGUAUUGCCAACCCUAGAGUCAUGUCGGAUAUUAUCAUUGGUCUUUCCGACGGAUUGACUGUGCCAUUUGCCCUGACUGCAGGUUUGUCAUCACUGGGUGACUCGAAGCUCGUCAUUACCGGUGGUCUUGCCGAGCUGGUAUCAGGAGCCAUCUCCAUGGGUCUUGGAGGUUAUCUUGCUGCCAGAAGUGAGAGCGAAUAUUACGAGCACCAAGUCGCCAAGGAAAAAGCUACCUAUGCUGAGUCGCCCUGUUUGGCCACCCAAUCUAUCCAAGAGGUGCUUGCCGAGUACAAGCUGUCUCCCGAAACCAUCAAGUCAUUUGUUGCCGAUUUAGAAAAGUCUCAAGAGGACACUGUAAACUUCAUCAUCCGUUUCGCCAGAGGAUUAGAGGAGCCUGCCAGCGGCAGAGAGUUCACCUCGGCGAUGACCAUUGGACUCGCCUAUUUCAUGGGCGGUUUCGUUCCCCUGAUUCCUUACUUUUUCGCCAACGACGUUGUCACCGGUCUCUACAUUUCCGCCAUUGUCAUGGCCAUCACCCUGUUCCUGUUCGGAUCCAUCAAGACCGUCAUCUCACUCGGCAAAGAAUGCGGCCGCUCACAAAUCCUCUCCAACGGUGUCAAAAUGACGCUCACCGGAGGUGUUGCCGCUGCUGCUGCCUGGGGACUUGUCCGGGCCAUCGACAACUAA
Molecule: messenger RNA, 861 nt
Organism: Sugiyamaella lignohabitans
Lineage: Eukaryota; Fungi; Ascomycota; Dipodascomycetes; Dipodascales; Trichomonascaceae
Gene: CCC1
Product: Ccc1p
Exons: 1
Coding region: 1-861 (286 amino acids)
Biological process (GO): intracellular manganese ion homeostasis
Cellular component (GO): fungal-type vacuole membrane
Molecular function (GO): manganese ion transmembrane transporter activity; iron ion transmembrane transporter activity
Source: RefSeq, a predicted model, not a curated record